Molecule: messenger RNA, 1481 nt
Organism: Drosophila hydei
Lineage: Eukaryota; Metazoa; Arthropoda; Insecta; Diptera; Drosophilidae
Product: sodium/potassium/calcium exchanger 4
Exons: 6
Coding region: 107-1438 (443 amino acids)
Biological process (GO): intracellular calcium ion homeostasis; calcium ion transmembrane transport
Cellular component (GO): membrane
Molecular function (GO): calcium channel activity; calcium, potassium:sodium antiporter activity
Source: RefSeq, a predicted model, not a curated record
GAUGUUCAAUAUGUCAGUAAUUAUUUCAAAAUAUUUGUAGGAAAAUUAUUAUUUUGAUUUUCCGUUAAUUUUUUUUUUUUUACUUAUUCUCAAGCCAGGCAGUAGAAUGGCUUACCACAAUGAUGCAGAAUGGGCCAGGAUCAUUAACGGAGACUACGUUAAUUCUAUAAUGCGUCGAACCAAUGACCAGGUGAACAACUGUACGCUGCCAUCAAUAGUCGAGUUUCCAAACUUAAUGCGCAAGAAGUCGAUUGGAUAUACGGUCGCGUGUGUAUUUAUUAGCUUAUACAUAUUUAUCAUGUUGGCUAUUAUAUGCGAAAGUUAUUUGGUGCCGUCCAUGGAGCGUCUGUGCUACUCGUUACGAAUGUCUUAUGAUGUGGCAGGUGCAACGUUCAUGGCAGCUGCCACGUCGGCGCCCGAAUUCUUUGUCUGCAUUGUGGCUACUUUUGUCGCCAAGGGUGAUAUGGGAAUUGGGACCAUUGUUGGGUCUUCAGUUUUCAAUGUGCUUGCUAUUGCUGCUCUUUGUGGCAUUUUUUCGGGCGUCUACACGAAAUUGGACUGGUGGCCGGUAACACGAGAUUGCUUCUGGUAUUUGCUAUCGAUAUGUGCGCUUUUUGGAAUAUUGUUCGACAGUCAAGUGGAGCUUUAUGAGGCUAUUAUUUUGGUCGUAUUAUACUUUAUAUAUUUAAUUGGAUUAAUAUUUGAUGGAAAAAUACAGAAAGUUUGUCGGACUCGGGACUUCGCUGAGGGUGCACUGCAGGAGAAUCCCUUGGAUCGCAAGGAAGAUGCGAUGAAAUCGUUCAAGGAAACCGUUUGUGGAUUCCCAACUAAGGAAAAUAACACCUGCUCUAAGAUAUGGUUUGCUAUCAAAUAUCCAGCUGUAGUGUUGUUGGCAAUAACAACGCCGAGUGUGCGAUCGAUAUUUUUUCUCACCUUGAUAAUGGCAGUAGUCUGGAUUAGCAUUUUGUCGUAUCUCGUUACCUGGACACUCACUAUUAUUGGCUACAACAUUGGCAUACCCGACUCCAUAAUGGGACUCACCGUGCUGGCGUUCGGCACUAGCGUUCCCGAGGCUGUCUCCUCCUUUAUUGUUGUCCGAAAAGGGUAUGGCUCAAUGGCAAUGUGCAAUGCAAUCGGAUCAAACACCUUUGACGUCUUCCUUUGCAUGGGCUUGCCCUGGAUGAUAGCCAUUGCGAUCGAUUCCAAAAAAAUCGAUAUUAAUUCAGAUGGGCUAGCCAAAACUACUGGCGUUUUGAUCAUAACCGGUGCAGUCGUCUACUUCAGUCUGCUGGGCACCAAGUUUGUGCUUGGCAAAAUUGUUGGCUGGAUUUGCCUAGUUAGUUAUUUGGCGUUCUUUACUUUCGCUAUCGCCAUGGAGCUGAUGGUAUUAAAGCCUACGUGCGAUAUCGAAAGCGGUCAUUAUUCGUUCUAUACCUAGAAUUAGAAUUCUAAGUUGACAUUUUCGCACUUGAUAUCAUUAA